Molecule: messenger RNA, 7667 nt
Organism: Oryctolagus cuniculus (rabbit)
Lineage: Eukaryota; Metazoa; Chordata; Mammalia; Lagomorpha; Leporidae
Source: RefSeq, a predicted model, not a curated record
CGUGUGGAGCCUGGGCGUGCUCCUAUACACCAUGGUGAAAGGGUGGCUGCCCUUUGAAGGGGACAGCUUUGCAUACUUGAAGGCAGCCAUCCUGGCUGGCUCUUACCUAAUCCCCUCCUCUAUAAGCAGGGAACUGGAGCAGCUGCUGGACUGGCUGAUGACCUGUGACCCUGCUGAGAGGCCCACAGUGGCAGAUGCUAUGGGCCACAAGUGGCUCAGCAUGGAGCAGAAAGGGCCCAAACUGAGUGAAGAUACAGCCAAACAGACUCAGAGUUCAACCGAGGACGAGGACCUCAGUGAAAGUGUGGAGAGCCUGAGCUCUCAGGAGGGCGUCAGAGAACAGGACGGCCCCCUGUGGGGAAAAGCCCAGCUACAGACUCACCUCAGAGGAGGAGAAAGCGAAAUUUACAUGGGGCUCCCAGGUCCUUCGCAUGUUACUGAAGGUCCGAAAUACCUCUCAGGCCUCCUCUUCCAGCUGGGCCGUGAGGAGGAGGAUGGCUGCUUGUCCCCUGCUCUGAGCUGGGGGAAAUCCCAGGAGGGCUUCAGUGGAGCAGCGAGACCUGAGCUCACUGAAGUGGAGCUUCUAGCAUCUCCCCAGGAUGCUGAGGCCCAAAGCUACCUGGUGGAGCUGGGCUUUCAGCUGAGCCGUAAAGUAGUCCCCCUGACACCCAGUCUCCAAGCCAGCACCACGUCCCCAGUGCUGCCCGAAGGUGACCUGUCAUCAGGGCUAAAUGCCUGCCAUGGAGCCCGCAGGAUGGACGGUUCCCCACCUGGCAUGAUGAUGAUCCACACUCCUCACCCAGUCCUCAGGUACAACAGCUCCGUGUCCUCUGCGUCCACUCUCAACACCAGCAGCAGUGAGGCCGGCAGGUCAGGUGGUCCCCACCCUGUCAUAAGGAGGAGGACCUACAUUCUUGGGCCAGUUCUCAGCCACAACAGCUCCUUGUCCUCAAUAGCCACUAUCAGCAUCACCAGCAGUGAGGCUGAGAGGACAGAUGGCCCCCAACCUGGGAUAAGGAGGAAGACCUACAUUCCCUGGCCAGGCCUCGGGUACAACAGCCCCGUGUCCUCCAUAUCCACUCUCAGCUCCAGCAGCAGUGAGGACCACUUAGGAGACAGGAGCUGUUCCCAGGGAGUGACAGAGAAUGAGAGCCUCCCAGAAAACCAACAGGACGAGGAGGCAGGGACCUCACCUGCUAAAGCUGCCAAGAGCAAGGGCCGCUGGGGGGUCUGCAGGAGGAUGGUGAACUGCCUUCUGCGGGUGUGUUGUAUCCUGCCAGACCCAGAGGAAGACCUCUGAAUUCAGAGGAGAAAGGUGGCCCCAUAGCUUCAUUCACUGGAAAUGCUCAAGAGGAAAUUAUGAUCCCUGCCUGGGAGGAGGGAUUGUGGGGAGGCAGUAAUAAAUAACAGGCAGGGAGUGAAGACAAUGGGUCUCAUAGGAGGAACUAGGAUCAGGCAUCAGACCAGACCACACCACCAGGUCCUGUGUCUCAUGUGCAAGCAGCUGAUCAGGUGAGCAUAACCUCACUUCAGUGUCAGGUCAGUGACAUUUCUCGGUUGUCACAUGGUUCAAGUAGUCAGCAGAAUAGCAUUUUUAUUGGUUAGCAUCCAUGACCAUUUGCUAGGCACCAGAAAAACAGACACCUGACAUUGAAACGCUGUAGUGAAUGUAUCCAUUUAUAAGGACUUACUAUAGAAGCUCCUUUAGAAGAGGCAUAACAUACUGGGGCACAGUGCCAGCCUCAGGGGCUUUCUCUAUCUGGAUUCUGAGGACAGCCACACUGUGUGCAUUCAGCAGAACUUACAGAACUGCAUGCAUAAACAUCUCCUUGAUUCCAUAAAAAGUAGAAAAAAGGAACAAAGAGACCAGGCCCUGGGACUUCCAAGAGCUAUACAAACCUUGCCUUCACAUCUAUGAGGUGUGUGGUACUGCGCAAGUACCUCAUAUUCUGAGCCCUGGUUACCACUAAAAAGUUGGGGAGGAGGCUCUGAAAAGUCCUUGUGACACAGUGAGGUCUGGAGUUUCUGGGAUGACAAAUCCAGCCAUGUGCUUGCUCAGGGAAACCCAGGUACAUGUGGCAGAUAAGCCUUCCUUCUAGCAUGAAUGUAUUGGACUCUCAGGUUAUACUCAAAUAGUCCCCCAUCCUGUUUUGGGAUGUGUGCAGGGGCCACUGACUGCUUGGGGGAUGACUGGCAGCUGCUGGCCCCAGUGGCCCACUUCGGUAUGUGACGUCUGGGGUCACUAUCAAGUCCAGCCUAGUAUUGGCAGCUAUAGUCAAAUUGAGUAACUUUGGUCUGCAUUGAUAGAUAUUGGAGUGGGGGAUUCUUUUACCUUUUAAAUUAUGCUAAUAAUACAAAACACAAAUGUUACUAUUUUAACCCUUUUUAAGUAUACGGUAGUGGCAUGAAGAGCAUUCACAGGGUUGUGUGCACAUCACCACCACUCCUCUCCUCCACAUGAAACACUCCCCUCCCCCCUCCCCAGCCCGGCACCCCCAGGUCUACUCCUGUCUUAAUGAAUGGGACAACUCUGUCUCAAGUAUUAUGCAGUAUUUGCUCUUUGAGAGCCAGAGAGACGGGCAGAGCUCCCGUCAGCUGGUUCACUCCUUGCAGGCCUGUAAUGGCAAGUACUGGACUGGGCUGAAGCCAGGAGCUGGGAACUCAAUUCAGGCCUCUCAUGUGCAUGAAAUGAACCCAAUCACAUGAGCCAUCAGCUGCUUCCUCCCUGUCUGCAACAGCAGAAAGUUGGAGUCAGGAGCCAGAGCUGAGAGUGAAACCCAGUAACUCUGACAUGGUACGCAGGCAUCUUAACUGCCUGCCCUUGGUGUUUGUCUUUCUGUGCCUGGCUUGUAUUAUCCAGUCCUCAGGAUUCAUGCCUGCAGUAGCAAGUGUCAGAAUAUCCUUCCUUUGGAAGGCUGAAUAAUACUCCAUGGUUCACUUGGACCACAUUGUUUUCCCACACUCAUUUUCUUUUGAUGGCCCCAUGGGUUGUUUGCAGAUAGGGGUAAUGUGAAUAAUGCUACUAUGAACAUGGGUACAAAUUACUCCUUGAGACCCUGUCUUCAAUUCUUCUAUUAUGUAUGUACUUAUGUAUUUGAAAGACACAGUGACUGAAAGAGCUCUGCCUCACUCCCCAGAUGGCCACUACAGUGAAGGCAGGCCAGGCUAAAGCCAGGAGCCCUGCACUCCAUCUAGGUCUCCCACAUAGUUGACAGAGGCCCAAGAACUGGAGCCAUAAUCUGUUGCCUUCCCAUGAGUAUUAGCAGGAAGCUGAAUUGAAAACAAAUUAACCAAGACUGGAACCAGACACUCCAGUAUGGGAUGUGGACCUCCCAAGUGGCAGUUUCAUUGGCUGCACCACAACACCCACCCCUGUUUCCAAUUCUUGGAGUCAUAUACCUAGAUAAAUAUACACCUAGAUGUAUAUAUACCUAGAUGGCUACUUGACAAUUCAAUGUUUAAAAAUUUGGGUGGCAGUUCUAUUUUGUGGUGUAGCAGGUUAAGCCACCACUUGGAACACCCACACUCCAUAUUGCAGUCAGUUCAUGUUCCAGCUGCUCUACUUCCAAUCCAGCUCCCUGCUAAUGCUUCUGGGAAAGACAUGAAGGUUGGCUCAAGUACUUGGGCCCCUGCCACCUACAUGGGAAACCCAGAAGAAGUUCCUGCCUCUGGCCUGGCCCAGCUUGUCUGUUCUGGUCAUUUGGGAGGUGAAGCAGUAGAUGGAGGAGUCUCUCUCUGUCUCUCUCCUCCCACUCCCUGCCACAGACUUUGCCUUUCAAAUCAAUAAAUUUUUUUGGUUAUAAGGAAAUAGCUUUAUAUUUAUUUUAAUUUUAAAAGAUAUUUAUUAAUUUGAAAGGCAAAUUUACAGAGGCAGAAGCAGAGAGUGAAAGACAGAGAGAGCGAGAGAGAGAGGGAGGUAUCUCCAUCUUCUGCUUCACUCCCCAAAUGCUCACAACAGCCAUGGCUGGGCCAGGCUGAAGCCCAGAACCUGGAGCUCCACCCUGGUCUCCUAAGGGAGUGGAAAGAACUCAAGUAUUUGAGCCAUCACCUGCUGCCUGCCAAGGUGAACAUGAACAGAAAGAUGGAAUGGGACCUUAACUUAGUCUAGAGUCCAGGAAAAGCAAGCUCUUCAGCUGGAGACCAGGACAGAGGGAGGUGCUGCCUCUCCUAUUCCCUUCCCCCAGCUGUUUAUGCUGCUGGCCACUCCCCACCUAUGCCCAUGCAUGUGUGUUCUUUCACCUUUUUAAUAAACUUCAUCAUUCUGGACAGUGUAUAUGUGCCUGUACUUGGAAUGUCUCCAUAAGCAGAAGGCACAGACCUGGAAUACACAUUCAGCCACCCCACUUACUUCACUUCUUAUGGGUGAGCCAGCCAGGUGUCUGAGAAAGCCCAACAGUGAACCAAAAAAGCAACAGUGGUAAGUGGAAUUCAAUUUGUUUCUGUCUCAGCUGUGCUGAGCUUUUACCUCCUUGUGAAAAUUCAAAAGUGUCUCCCUCAGUCUCACUGCUCUUGAUCUCAGGCAGAUCUGUUAAGAUGCAGUUGUGGGGACCUUGUUCCUAAGUUUCAGCUAUAGGGGAGGAAAGGCGACAAUGAGAUGUCUUCAUAAGGAAGAUCUGGACAGAGGAAUGGGAAGAGAGUUGGACAGUUUGUGGCCUUGUGCCCAAAAUCUUUGUUUCUAGUUUGUAGUGUGUUUUUUAAAUUCAUUCUUGCUGUUGAAAAACCUGGAACUUGGAAUUUAGUUUCUACUGGAUGCAAUACACCUGGCUAAAAAGUUCUGUCUUGAGAUUUUGAAUCGUGGUAUUUUCCUUAUUAAGAUGGGCAGGUGGGCCAAGUACUCGCCUUUUGCUAGCAAACUUCUCUUCAUCUGACUGGAGUGGUCCUAAAAACAGGUGUGCAGGGUAUAUGUGCCACACCCCCUGUCAGCAGGUGGUACUUCCUAACAUGGCAGGAGUUCCUCAACAGGAGCCAAGGGAGGGACUUUGCCCAACCAUGAAAGCCUCAAGUGUGACUUCAGCUUUUCAGUGGAUAAUGGAAAUGGACCCCACCUGACCAUGGUGGACCCCAAAGCUAGUGCAAGCCAUGUACCUAGUCAGCAGCACUACCAUUUAUCUUAGCUUUAUCCUGGUUUCUGCUGCCCUGGAAUACACACCCAGGUAUGGAUUUCAAUGCUACCUGAGGUCACAAGCUCUAGAUAUGCUGGUCCUAGCCCCAGAGAAUGUUCAGGACACAGAAGCUUCAGGGCUUACAACCUUCUAGCAGCUGGUCUUCAGGCAUAGGCUGUGUUAUUUUUACAACCCAGGAGCUUUUCCUCCUGGUGUGAGGAACAGUGCCCCACUAGAGAUCAUUUCUUGAAGAGAUGACAUCCCAUAAGCUCAUAUUGGAUGCUGGGAAAAUGCCACAAUUAUAUGUGCAUUUGCUCCUGAGUUGUUGGCACCUUUGCAAAAGCAGAAGCACUCUUCAACUGGCCAGAUUAUGUAAGGCAUGUUCAUUAAGACAUUUUAAUAGGGGCAUUGGGUAAUGAAGAUGCCCUUACAUAUAGAUCAACCCACAGGUAGCCCUGGAGGCAGGUUGCUUAAAGCCGAGGACCUCAAAUUGGGGUAUAAAACCUUUGUAAUGUAUCCAAUACAAUUAAUACAAGGGAGCUGAAUCACAUGUAUAAGCAUAACAGGGUUUGUGGAGAGCCAUAUCACUUUUGUCUUGUCAGGUUCUACCAAAACUUCAGCUGUAUAUGACUCCUCAUUCAUCCCUGUGGACUGACUCCUAAGGGUACAGUUUAAAAAACUCUAGAAAAUUGAGAUACCGAGUGGUUUACUGACAGCAGUAGUUGCACAAAGUAUGGAGUUUAAGAGGCAGGUUAUGCCAUGGUGGGUCUUACUCAGGUGAUAGAAUCUCAGACAUUGCCAACUAGCACUUGAUUGCAAAAGGCCAAACUUACUGCUUUAACUAGAACCUUGCAAUGGGGAAGAGCUAAUGAGUUAUUAUGUCCAGACUCCAGUUUGUUUUCCUUGAGUUCCAUGCACAUGGAGCAAUUUGGAAAGGAAGAGCCCUCCCAACUUCAAAGAGCUCUCCCAUUAAAUAAGGAGAAGAGAUGUUAGCUCUCCUUCAGGAGCACUGGAGUCUUUAGAAAGUGGUUGUCAUUCACUGCAGGGGAUACAAGAAGACAGCCAUGCUAUUCAGGGAAAUGUGCUAGCAGAUAAGGCAGCAAAAGUUGCUGCUGCAGGGCAGGUUCUAGAAAUAGCUUUGCUACCUGAGCUUUUUGGUCACUAAGUAUCUUCACUACACAAACCCUGUCAUAGAAUGUUCUCCUCAACCAGGCAACAUGAAGGACGCCAGUGGAGGUGGGCGUUCAGUCAUAAGGCCAUGUGCUGAAUGGGGGGUUAUCAACAUAUGACUCUCACUAUUUGGAAGAGAAGGUUUAAUGCCAGGAGUUCCUUGGGUAUUUGGAGGGUAAAGGCUGCAUACUGUCAUAAAGAAAGUACAUCAGCAUGUGGUGACUGCUUUAGGUUUUUCUUAUCUCCAUACCCCUUGGAGACCUUAGUCAUCAAAGUCAAAAAGCUAAUCAUAUUCUUAAGAAAGUCCUGGUGAAGCUUUGCCAAGAGACCUCAGAAAGAUGGCUUAAAUUCUUACCUAUUGCCCUCAGGAUGAAAGUGGCACCUAAGGCUGCUUUAAAACUGCCUGUCUAAAAUGCUAUGUAAAAGGUCUUCUUCACCUCUGAUACCCUCUUUCACUCAGGGAUACAGAUCAGGUAAGAGUUUAUUAUUAAUCUUUUUCCUAUACAAGAGGCUAAUGGACUGUGGUAAUAAAUUCUCACAGUGCCAGGUCCCAAAAUCAUGAACAGCCUGUGCCCAGGAGACCAAGUCUUAAGAGACAUUUGGAGCAAAGACUCUUCCUCUGAUCAAUUGCAGCCUAGGUGAAAGGGAUCCUACCAGGUGCUACUCAGCACUCCUACUGAAGUCAAAUUCAGGGCAACCCAAGCUGGGUACAUUUGUCAAGGAUCUCAGUUCUACCUCUUUAGUCUUCACAGGGGCACACAGAGAACAAGUCUGCUCACUCUUGUGAAUGCAUCCAAGAUCUCGAAUACAUCUUCAAGGGGCAAAAGGAAUUUGACAGCUUCUCAAAAUGAUGAUGACCAUGCAAGGGCAACAGCGAUUGGCCGUGACAAUGAAAAUUCCCCAGCUUAUGAGAUGGAUCGAUUAGAUGAGCUAAGAAGAGGUUUCCGAACCCUGGAUAGGUAGGGACAACGCCCCUGGCCAGCAGGAAGUAGCUACAGAAGACGGAUCAUCAUCCUUCAGCACCCCCUUAAGAUUAAGGGUCGGAAAUCUCUGCGGGGGGAUGAGAUGGGAUAAGGCAGGUAGCUAGGUUAGGGCCGCAGAGCUGGAAGUCCCAAGUCACAAGCGCUCGCCCCCAUGUAAUUCUAUCCUACUUGUCCAAUAAACUGCCCCUUACUGGGGCGUGUUUCCUUCUGGGUGGGGCAUGUGCCAUGUGAAUUUCCACCACACUUCUACCUCAAAAGCAGCCCACACUGGAAGAAGUGUGUCCUCCUCUUGGGAGACGGAUGCUGAGGUGCUGUCUCUCCACUUCUCCUCUUAACUCCAUUUUCCCCGGCCCACUCCCCACCCAUGCUCAUGUUUCCUUUAUCAUCCCUUAAAUAAAUGUUAUCAUUUUGU